Racocetra persica is the source of this 424-nucleotide messenger RNA. The record is from the annotation of a GenBank genome assembly. Lineage: Eukaryota; Fungi; Glomeromycota; Glomeromycetes; Diversisporales; Gigasporaceae.
AUGAUAAGGAAGUCACAACUGAGGGAGUGUUUUGGGAAGGCGAGAGUUACUGAAGCUGCCGAAAUAAAGUCUGAUGAAAGCGGUAAACUCUGCUUAACCGAUCCGGUAAUUUUGAAGCAAGAAAGUCAAGUUAUUACGGCUAGUGAAGCCCAGGAAAUAAAUAGUCUCGGGGCAAAAAGCCAACAACAAACCGAGUUCGUGCAGAAAAUUACGAAAAAACACGAAAAACUAUACGAUGACAAGUUAAAGUUUUUAUAUGAUUUAAAGCAAAGGAACAUGUGGCAGGACGGGCUGAGUGCUCCGCAAGGAUACGGAACAGACGAAGUUUUGUGCGACGAAGCCCAAACGGAGGAAAAUUUUUUGGCCCGCAGAAAAUUAUUAUUGAAAUUUAUCCUAAACAGCCAGAAGACUCCCACUUCCAUAA